UACUAAUCACGUUUGUGCAAUGCCCAUUCUAGAUCUCAUGUCAGGAGACUGGGACUUGCUUACUAUGCAGACCGAUUACAAACACUGAAAUUUAGUUUGGUGUCGAUCUAUUCGUAGGAUGCUAUAGGAGGACUCUUGGUGUGGCCGGAGUCUAAUACCUGUCCAGUCGAGGUCCAUCUGACACACCCUUUAUAACGUCGGCUAUCUUCCGGGAAGGACAAACUUGAAGAACGAACGGUCAGCAACGAUCGACUAGAAUUCUGCGAAGUCUUCUGCACCGUGGUAGUUUGGCGGGAUUACAGAAGCGUUCGCUCACUCAUCUAUAAGCCGAAGAGGCCGAAGAACAUAAAUUAUGCACCCCGGUAGAAUCUUGGUAGAAUGUAUACAUAUUCGGCAAUCUGAGCACGGUCUUCAACAAGAUGAGUCAACUUUAUUCAUUAUCAGAAUGCAGCGUGUGAUUGGCCGUGGGGAUCCGGAGGAAGUGGCCUGGGUUGCCGUGCCACCUGCGCCCAAACUCAUCACGACAAGAACAUGCAUGUUCUCAUGAGCCAUUAAUCCAAGGUCAGGGGAUCGUUAUCAGGCUGAAUGUGGAACAUUUAGAGGCAAUGUGGAUAGCGCCAUCCAUGCUUAUUUCCGUUCUGGGACCUACUUUCGUCCCAGCCAACAGGGCGAGGCAACUGCUCUGAACUAAUCAUCCGCGCCAACUGCCAGCAAUGGCUUGUUGCAGCCUUCAAGUUGGUCCGACUUCAUGCGAGACAGCUACGUGAGCCGUAAACCUCCUGCUUUGGGAUCCGUCAGCGUUGAGGAGAUUGAACGUGCUGCUCGCGAGAAGCUUAAGGAGCACCCAAAUGCCUUCAUGUAUUCAUUCGGAGGCGCGGGUACAAACUCAACUCACGCUGCUAACUUGGCCGAGUUCAAGAAAUGGAAGAUCAUCCCUCGGAUGUUACGCAACGUCACGGAGCGCAACUUGGAGACAACGAUAUUCGGUGAAAAACUGAAUUCACCAUUGUUUGUUGCACCUAUCGGUGUGCAAGGCAUUGUUCACCCUGAUGGCGAGUGUGGCACAGCCAGAGCAGCUACCAAGAUUGGAGUUCCGUUCAUCAUGAGUUCUGCAUCCUCCCGUUCUAUAGAGGCAGUAGCUGGGGCCAGCGGGUCUGGUCAUCGUUGGUACCAGUUAUACUGGCCGAGGUCGGACGAUGUCACCGUUUCCCUUCUAUCCCGCGCGAAGGCAAGCGGUUUCACGACGCUUGUCGUCACUCUCGACACUCAAAUCCUGGGAUGGCGUCCACACGAUAUCGAUUAUUCCUACCUCCCCUUCGCUCAUGGGGUUGGUUGUCAGAUUGGUUUCACUGAUCCCGUGUUCAUGGCGCGUUUCGGCCAGCAACCUGCUUCGCACGACGACCAUCCUGAAUUCCCAUACGAUUAUAAGAAAAUUGAUGCUGCCAUAGUAGCAGGUGACCAGGAUGCGAUUCUAAAGUCGAAGAUUGCAACAGCCUGGAUCGGAGAGACGACUUCCGGGUACUUCAGGUCGUGGGAAGACCUCAAAUUCUUGCGAAAACAUUGGGACGGCCCUAUCGUCCUCAAAGGUAUCCAAGCCGUUCAGGAUGCCGAGUUAGCCAUCGAGCAUGGUAUUGAUGGAAUUGUUGUCUCGAACCACGGCGGCAGGCAGAUAGACGGGGCAAUACCAUCUCUAUACGCGCUUCGCCAGAUAUGUACCAACCCGAAGAUCAAAGCGGCUCAGGAAAGCGGCACGCUGGCCGUCCUUUUUGACUCUGGGAUUAGGAACGGCAGCGACAUCUUGAAGGCUAUAGCCAUUGGUGCCCAAGCCAUUCUGUUGGGCCGGCCAUAUGUAUAUGGGUUGGCUGUCGGCGGAGAAGCUGGAGUGGAACAGAUCAUUAAGAGUAUCCUUGCUGAUCUCGAGAUUACGCUUGGUCUCUCGGGUUAUAAGAACCUCGAGGAGAUCCGUGGAAAGGCGGACGAGGUUCUCGUAAGAUUAGACUGAUCUGAGCUGCAAGGGGAUACCCAGCCACUAUGGAUUUAUUCUGUUUACUGUUUUCGUUUUAUAUGGGAUGUCUAGAGCAAGUGUUGUACCAUAAUGUACCAUUAGUCCUACUAUGCAAGUAGUCCAGAAUUUCAUACGUAACGUUGUGCGCGGGAAGGGAUUUAUUAUUGUUGGGUCGUGUUGUUACAUAAC
This is a messenger RNA of Somion occarium, 2194 nucleotides long. NCBI's taxonomy places the organism in Eukaryota, Fungi, Basidiomycota, Agaricomycetes, Polyporales, Cerrenaceae. The record is from the annotation of a GenBank genome assembly.